CCCGUUCUCCAGGGAGAGAGAGUAGAAGAAUUAGGACAGCUCAGCUUCGCCGGAAUCCCAUCGAAAAUGGUGUCGGGAUCGGGGAUAUGCGCGAAGCGCGUGAUUGUCGACGCGCGUCACCACAUGUUGGGGCGUUUGGCGUCGAUCAUCGCCAAGGAAUUGCUCAACGGACAGAAAGUGGUGGUUGUUCGGUGCGAGGAGAUUUGUCUGUCGGGAGGUUUGGUCAGACAGAAGAUGAAGUACAUGAGGUUCCUCAGGAAGCGCAUGAACACCAAGCCUUCUCACGGCCCGAUUCACUUCCGUGCUCCUUCGAAGAUCUUCUGGCGAACCGUUCGUGGGAUGAUACCGCACAAGACUAAGCGCGGUGCAGCUGCUCUUGCCCGUCUGAAAGUGUUCGAGGGUGUUCCUCCUCCGUACGACAAGGUUAAGAGGAUGGUGAUCCCUGAUGCUCUCAAGGUUUUGAGACUCCAGAAGGGUCACAAGUACUGCUUGUUGGGUCGUCUAUCUUCUGAAGUCGGAUGGAACCACUAUGAUACCAUCAGAGAACUCGAGAUAAAGAGAAAGGAAAGGUCUCAGGCCUUGUACGAGCGCAAGAAGCAGCUCAAUAAGCUCAGGGCCAAGGCCGAGAAGGUCGCCGAGGAUAUACUCGGUUCCCAAAUCGCCGUCCUCGCCCCGGUUAAGUACUGAUAAUACCUAUAUCCUUUCACUUGUUUGCCGAGCUCUUUCUUUUUUCUUCAAUGUACCAUUGGAAAUUGCUGUUGGAUUUUAUCAGAUGCAAAGAAAAGGCCUUUCAUAGAGUUAUAAUCCA
Molecule: messenger RNA, 808 nt
Organism: Tarenaya hassleriana
Lineage: Eukaryota; Viridiplantae; Streptophyta; Magnoliopsida; Brassicales; Cleomaceae
Product: 60S ribosomal protein L13a-2-like
Exons: 4
Coding region: 67-687 (206 amino acids)
Biological process (GO): translation; negative regulation of translation
Cellular component (GO): cytosolic large ribosomal subunit; ribosome
Molecular function (GO): mRNA binding; structural constituent of ribosome
Source: RefSeq, a predicted model, not a curated record